Molecule: messenger RNA, 342 nt
Organism: Spirometra erinaceieuropaei
Lineage: Eukaryota; Metazoa; Platyhelminthes; Cestoda; Diphyllobothriidea; Diphyllobothriidae
Source: the annotation of a GenBank genome assembly
AUGGUACGUCAGUUCCGCGACGGGGUAAUGGUGCGCGUCACGGACAAUGGGACAAUCUCCGAAGCAUUCGCAGUGACUAACGGAGUGAAGCGGGACUGCGUACUCGCUCCCACCCUCUUCAGUCACAUGUUCUCUGCCAUGCUAAGGGACGCCUGCUGUUAUGGACAACCCGAGACAAACAUCGCCUACACGACUAGAGGGCAUCUCCUCAACAGCCGGCGCAUGAAGGCCUCAACGCGUGCAUUUACGACUACAGCCAAUGACCUGCUGCUUGCGGACUGUGCGCUUUGCACUGCGACGGAGGAGGGAAAGCAAAGGACCUCUUCGCCAUCGGCUGCAUAA